Ictalurus furcatus (blue catfish) is the source of this 1419-nucleotide messenger RNA. RefSeq names its product synaptotagmin Va (gene syt5a). Gene Ontology annotation, biological process: regulation of calcium ion-dependent exocytosis; synaptic vesicle endocytosis; regulation of dopamine secretion. NCBI's taxonomy places the organism in Eukaryota, Metazoa, Chordata, Actinopteri, Siluriformes, Ictaluridae. Gene Ontology annotation, cellular component: synaptic vesicle membrane; axon; dense core granule. Gene Ontology annotation, molecular function: syntaxin binding; calcium-dependent phospholipid binding; clathrin binding. The transcript has 9 exons. The record is from RefSeq and is a predicted model, not a curated record. Bases 175 to 1407 code for a protein of 410 amino acids.
AGGGAGAGGGAGGAGGAGAGAGAUAAACAGAUGAUGAGGUGGACAGUAAUCAGGAUUAGGGAUUGAGGGCCGUGUGUAUAAAUCUCCAGUUCAGUGAAACACAGAAGUGAAAAUCUGUUACAGAGAGGACGAGUGACCAUCAUCUUCAUUAUUUCCAUCACUGGCUGAUCAGCCAUGCGAUUGGUCAGUCUACAGCAUCGCGUACGGAGGGAGGCGGAACAUGAGUCUGACUCCGCCCCAGGCCCGCCCCCUCCCUCUCAUCACUCCCACAACUUCAUUGAUAUGAAGAAUAAGUUCUUCAAUGAGCUCGGACACCUUCCCAUGCCCAUGUGGGCAAUCGGUGCCAUCGUGGUGGUGGUUCUCGCCCUCGUCGCCUGCUUCGCUUUUUGUAUGUAUAAAAAGUGUUUCGGAGGAAAGAAAAAAGCGAAGAAAGUGAGAGAGCGAAAGGGCGUACGGCGGGUGAAAAAGCAGAAAGAGGGAGAGGAGGAAAAGGCAAGAAAACAAACUGUACAUUUAGGACAAGAAGAGGUGAAACAUGAAGAGGAAAAAGAGCAGGAAUUCUUCGGAAAACUGGAAUACACACUGGAUUACAACUUCACUGAAAAUCAGCUCAUAGUUGGAAUCCUUCAGGCCCAAGACCUUCCUGCGAUGGACAUCGGCGGCACCUCGGACCCCUACGUUAAAGUCUACAUGCUUCCUGACAAGAAGAAGAAAUUUGAGACCAAAGUUCAGAGGAAGAACCUCUGUCCUGUUUUUAAUGAAACCUUUAUUUUUAAGACCCCCUUUAAUGAUUUGGCCGGACAGACGUUAGUGCUGCAGGUGUUUGAUUUUGAUCGUUUCGGGAAACACGACGUGAUCGGAGAGAUUAAAAUUCCCAUGAACAGUGUAGAUCUGGGACAACCAAUCCACGAGUGGAAAGACCUGGUGGGAGGAGAGAAAGAAGAGCAAGAGAAACUGGGUGAUAUCUGUAUUUCUCUGAGAUAUGUGCCAACAUCUGGGAAACUCACUGUGUGUGUGAUGGAGGCCAAGAACCUGAAGAAGAUGGACGUCGGUGGUUUAUCAGACCCGUUCGUGAAGGUGGUCGUUCAACACAACCAGAAACGUCUGAAGAAGAAGAAGACCACGGUUAAACAGAACACGCUGAACCCGUACUUUAAUGAGAGCUUCAGCUUCGAGAUUCCCUUCGCUCAGAUUCAGAAGGUGCAGAUUGUGAUCACGGUGUAUGAUUACGAUAAACUGGGCAGUAACGACGCCAUCGGAAAGUGCUGGAUUGGAUACGGAGCCAGCGGAGUCGGACUGCGGCACUGGUCAGACAUGCUCGCCAACCCGAGACGCCCCAUCGCCCAGUGGCACACGCUGCUGCCCGAGGAGGAAGUGGACGCUGCACUGAAGGCACCAGUCCGCUAAUUUUAGACACAC